UGACACCAAAUCAACACCAGUUUGAACUUGACUAGAGAAAGCCAUGGCUGAGGGCAGUUGGCCCAACUUUGAACUUCAUUCACUGCUUGGCUGCCAGUCAGAAAAUAGUGCUGAGAUGUCAGUGAGUUCACUCUCGUUGAAUAUGGCAUCGGAUGGAUCCAUAUGGAAUGAUAGUCUUGAAUCCAAUGAUUCGUUCGGGACAGGGAAUGAUAUUCCUCGACUCCUUGACAACAGAAAUGUGAUAUCUUCAAAUUUCCUGCCAUCAUGUACACCUGCAGAGAGGAAAUCCCUGGAAUAUGAAAUGGUGAUCAAUAACCCACAUGCUGUUCAGUGGUCCUUACCAACGAAGACUGUGGUAGUAAGGAAAAGUGAAAGUGGCAAAGUUGGGUUUCAAUUUGUAAAGGUUAAGAAUUACUUACUUGUACACUCAGUAAACCGAGGAUCGCCAGCCUAUGAUAAGUUAAAACAAGGGGACCUGAUUCUCUCCGUUAAUGGAUAUCAUAUGGAUGAUCAAAGCAAUGUAAGUUUACUUCUUGACAUAAAGGCUCAAUGAAAAAAAUGAUUAGUUUAUCAUCCU
Molecule: messenger RNA, 577 nt
Organism: Anneissia japonica
Lineage: Eukaryota; Metazoa; Echinodermata; Crinoidea; Comatulida; Comatulidae
Exons: 2
Coding region: 44-553 (169 amino acids)
Molecular function (GO): protein binding
Source: RefSeq, a predicted model, not a curated record